GAGGAUCACAAACUGCUAUCUUUUCAAUAUUUUUCAAUUUGAGGGAUAUUUCUAGCUCUGCCAGUGCUACCAGUGACAGAGAGAGCAAGCAAAGCAAAGGCAAAAGGGAAUCGAUGUCGCUUUAGAAUUAGAUCACCACAUUUCCUUCGUUUGCAAGCGCACUCAAUCAUGGAAUGGUAGAUUUGGGAUUUUUAAGUUACACAUUUUUCAGGAAGUGGGGUUUGAAUUUCUCUGGUUAUCAUUUAUCCAGUCAUGGGCAAAUCACCUGGGAGAUGGAUCAAGACUGUACUGUUUGGAAAGAAGCCUUCCAAAUCUCAUUCUGCAAAAGGGAAGGAGGUACUGUUUCCUCUUCCGCCUUUUCUUUUAAGAACUACGAAAGAGAAAGCACUGUUGUCUGCAAAGGCAUCAGAAACUGAUACUCUUGUAAUCUCCCAUCCAACCCCUGUUCUCACCAUUCGCUCUGAAAGGCAGUUAGAACUUGACAACCAGGAGACUGCAGAUUUACCACAUGAUAGUGGCAUACUGUUACCAGUAAAUCAGGAUGCAGAAUUACAAGAGUCUGCACCCCAAACCACAUUAUCUGAUGCUGAUAAAGUAAAGCAAGAGGAAGCUGCAACGUUGGCACAAGCUGCAUUUAGGGGUUACUUGGCUCGUCGGGCAUUUCGGGCCCUUAAAGGCAUAAUAAGGCUCCAGGCGCUUAUCCGUGGGCACUUGGUCAGGAGACAAGCUAUUGCCACUUUGUGCUGUGUGCUGGGAAUUGUCAAGCUGCAGGCACUUGCUCGAGGAAUAAAAGUUAGGAAGUCAGAUUGUCAGCAUGAUGUUCUUAAAAGAUGCAAUGUGGUGAAGCCUCUGGAGGGCAAGCUUGGAAAUCUUGAUGGAGCUAAUGUUUCUAUCCAAAGAGCAAGGCUAUCAUCAAAUGCUUUUGUUCACAAGCUUGUGGAUUCAUCACCGGCUGUGAUGCCUUUACGCAUUUAUUAUGACUCUGUGGAACCAAAUUCAGUUCCAAACUGGUUAGAACGUUGGUCAGCAUCUCGCUUUUGGAAACCAAUUCCGCAGCCAAAGAAAAUUUCUCAUCCAAAAACUCAGAGAAAGCAGGUUAAUGGUCAUAUGCCAGAAGCAGAAACUGGUAGGCCAAAGCGCAGUGUUCGGAGGGUCCCUGCUGCAAAUGUUGAUAAUAAUUCGGUCCAAGCAAUCUCUGAACUUGAGAAGCCCAAGCGCAAUCUUAGAAAAGCUUCAAGCCAUCCAUCUGAUACAGUGCAGGAAAAUCCACAAAAUGAGUUUGAAAAGGUAAAACGUAACUUGAGAAAGGUUCAUAACCCGAUAAUUGAAAGCUCUGUUCAGCCGGAGUUAGAAAUUGAGAAACCAAACCAAAGCUUGGAAAAGGUAUCAGACAUUUCUGGUGAUAAUCUUUUGAGACAGAAUAUGAAUAAUUCAGGGGAGAAGACUAAGAAAGAAACAAGCCCACCAACACCCAAACUGUCUGUUGUGGUGAGGAGCGAAUCAACCUUGAUAGCAACUCAAUUGCCUGAUGUAGGAACAACUACUGAAACACUAGGAAUAAAUGAAGCAUCUGAAUUACUUGGUGAUCAAACCCUGGUUGAAUCGAUGCCUUCGGUAGAGAAUGGUGGUAAAGAUGAGAAUGAUGGUAAAGAUGAGAAUACUCCUGUUACAAAUGGUGAGUUAAGCCAUAAGGAAGAUCAAAUAAUCAAUGAGAAUCAUAAAUUCAGCAAGAAAACCUCUAGUCUGGCAAAGCAAGAACAUGCGGAGAAUGGGUUGCAGAGCAGUCCAGCACUCCCAAGCUAUAUGGCAGCCACUGAAUCUGCCAAGGCAAAACUAAGAGCACAAGGUUCUCCAAGGUUUAACCAAGAUGGAGCUGAGAAAAAUAAUAUUGUUCGGCGCCAUUCUCUUCCAUCUUCAACAAAUAGCAAAAUCAGCUCACAAUCACCAAGGACACGUACUGUUCAUUCUGGCAGCAAAGUGGGAAGUAAAAGUGACAGAUCGAAAGAAGGAAAUGCCAAGGCAACCCAGGCUGGGUGGAGGAGGUGAUCUUGGGUUUCAAGGGGUUAGCCUGAGGAGCUGAGUUCUGAUUUCAUCUUCUGUUAUCGUUUUUGUGUCUGUGAUGUAAGAUUAUGUUGUAAAACAAAAAAAUGUGGUCUACAGUUGGAAGGUGUGUUGGGCCCAGAGUCUUUUUUAGAUUUUGCUGCAGUAGGUAUCUGGGAGUGAAUGUACAUCAUAGGUUUUGAAUUAUUCGUUGUGCUACAGUCAUACAUUUAUUCUAAACUGUGGUUGGUUUUGAGGUGAUCUCUUCAGCUGUUAAUAAUGUAACUUUCUUUGCUUGUGUUUCAUCUGCGUAGAUGUUCGUGACUGUAAUUAAACUAGCUUGUGUGUACUUGGGCCCGCGUUGAACAUCAAAUGUAGUUGCUCGUGUCGUGUAUACACUUUAGUUUCCUA
Manihot esculenta (cassava) is the source of this 2451-nucleotide messenger RNA. Its product is annotated as protein IQ-DOMAIN 30. The record is from RefSeq and is a predicted model, not a curated record. The coding region runs from base 253 to 2046 and encodes 597 amino acids. Gene Ontology annotation, molecular function: protein binding. Lineage: Eukaryota; Viridiplantae; Streptophyta; Magnoliopsida; Malpighiales; Euphorbiaceae. The transcript is spliced from 8 exons.